UGUUCCUCUGGCCAGCUGCAUGUUAUUUGUUAAUCGGCUUGGUUAUAGCACUUUAUGAAUUAAAAAUUAAAUUUAACCAUGUUGCGAUCGAGGAUUUCCUGCGCAAUUCCACCCAGAAGACUGGUGUCCUACUUCUCCGCGGAAUUCAACAAGUUGGCGAACGAGGGACCAGCGAAAUUCGCCGCUAGUAGCAGUCAUGCUGUAACAAAUAUAGACUUGGAUCUGUUUGUCAAUCCGGAUAAUCGUCCCAUGGACCUGGUGGAUCGCCUGCUCAAGCUCAGAAAGCAAAAGGAGGCGAGUUUGGUGCCCCUACUCCCAAGUGUUCUGGUCAAGCAAUUGCUGGACUCCACCAAUCCGCAGGAGGCGAUAUCGGUGCUGCGUAGUCCCACCAAGUACGGCCUGUUCGUGGACCAGUUCUCCGGCUGCUUUCUGAUGGAUUUCCUUCUUAACAAUGGCCACGCCGUGGAAUCGGCCCAGGUGGCCACUAUUCUCGUGGACAGGGGCUUAUGCAACAACCAGUUGAUCGAGUCCCUGGCCCUCCAGUCGUUUUGGUCCUUUGCCAAGGACUUCAAGCCCUUUGAGUCCUCUCAAGUUCAACCUCCUGCCAAAAAUGCCGAAGUGGAAAAGGUUCGUGUGAAGUUCAUUCGCAAUUAUCCCGACGAUGCCAGCGAAAACACCGAGGAAAAGAAACUGGGUCGAGCCAUGAUUCGAUUGGGUUCCGGCGAAGGGUCCUUGAAAGAGCUGAAGCAGAACAUUGCCCUACUUGGCUAUGUCAUAUCCGGUCAGGUAGCAGAGGCCUCCAGUUUUCUGGCCAAGAACCAAGCUGCUCUCCACAAGGAAACUCUGACCGCUGCCCAAAGUGUAGUUGAGAGCCUGAAAUUAGAGGGAUCCGAAGAGUUGCUUAAAUCCCUGCAAGAAACCCUCGAGAAGAGUACCAAAUCGAAUGCCAUUCAAACGCUUCUGGAGAAUAGCGUCAAAUCCAGUGCCCAGAAGUUUGAACCCAAACUCCUGGCCGAAUACGGUGAGUCCUAUCAGGAAUGGGCUAAGAAGUUCGAGAGUGCCGUUCAGUACCAAUUGGAAGCCCAAAGCUUGGAGGAGCGUAGGGCCAGCAUUCAGAAGACGCUCAGCGAACUGGAGUCGAAGCGCCAGAAUCUCUGGUUCUUCGAAAACAGAGACGACAUCGACAUUCAGAUCUACAAGAAGAAGGUAUACUAUCCCAAGCGCUGGCUCGGCAAGAAGAAGAAGCCCAAGGCAGCCGACACCUUCUAUGUGCCCCCAAAUAUUACGCACAAUGCUUAACCCUUGACCCUUGACCCCCAUGUGGCCAGAAACAAGUUAGAUCCAAUUGUUUUUAAGCUUUAAUUAAACUACUGGAGAGUUAAUCCAAA
Messenger RNA from Drosophila subpulchrella, 1388 nucleotides. RefSeq lists its product as uncharacterized. Bases 79 to 1299 code for a protein of 406 amino acids. NCBI's taxonomy places the organism in Eukaryota, Metazoa, Arthropoda, Insecta, Diptera, Drosophilidae. Gene Ontology annotation, cellular component: mitochondrion. The record is from RefSeq and is a predicted model, not a curated record. The transcript has 3 exons.